Molecule: messenger RNA, 942 nt
Organism: Aureobasidium namibiae CBS 147.97
Lineage: Eukaryota; Fungi; Ascomycota; Dothideomycetes; Dothideales; Saccotheciaceae
Product: uracil-DNA glycosylase
Exons: 3
Coding region: 1-942 (313 amino acids)
Biological process (GO): base-excision repair; base-excision repair, AP site formation via deaminated base removal
Cellular component (GO): mitochondrion; nucleus
Molecular function (GO): uracil DNA N-glycosylase activity
Source: RefSeq, a predicted model, not a curated record
AUGUCUCUUAAACGCAAGGCGGCAGAUAUUGUUGCCGCCGAGGCCAAGAAGCCAAAAGCCAACAGCUCAAUCACCAGCUUCUUCGGUCCUCCAAAGACUCCAUCAACGUCAUCAACCAACCCGUCCAAAGACUCGACCGACCCUCCUCCUGCCCCUGCAGUCAAGUUUGACAAAGAGAAAUGGGUCGCUGGCCUUAGCGAGGAACAAAAAGCAUUGCUCAAGCUCGAGAUUGAGACGCUGGAUGAGUCGUGGCUGGCCGUCUUGAAAGAAGAGAUCACAACCAAGUCUUUCCUCGACCUGAAGAAGUUCCUGAAGAGCGAGGCCGAGGCUGGCAAGAAAAUCUUCCCUCCGUCACAAGAUGUUUACAGUUGGUCGCGACACACGCCGCUUAACACCGUCAAGGCCGUCAUCCUCGGUCAAGAUCCAUACCAUAACCACAACCAGGCCCACGGUCUUUGUUUCUCGGUCAGGCCCCCGACUCCCGCUCCUCCAUCCCUCCAAAAUAUCUACAAAGCAUUGAAGAAAGAGUAUCCGUCUUUCGAGCCCCCGCCGAACAAGGGAGGCUUACUCACGCCUUGGGCUGAUCGCGGUGUCCUGAUGUUGAACACCUGCCUCACUGUACGCGCCCACGAGGCUAACUCACAUUCCGGCAAGGGCUGGGAGAAAUUCACACAAAAGGUCAUCGACCUAGUUUGUCAGAAGCGCGCUCAUGGUGUUGUCUUCUUGGCCUGGGGCUCGCCUGCCCAGAAGCGUUGUGCAGGUAUCAACGGCUCCAAGCACUAUGUCCUCAAGAGCGUCCAUCCUAGCCCUCUGAGUGCCCACAAGGGCUUCUUCGACUGUGGCCACUUCACAAAGGCAAAUGAAUGGCUGAAGGAGAGAUACGGCGACGAUGGUGUGAUCGAUUGGAACCUCGAUAUUGCUCCUGAAGACGCUGGCGUCUAG